AAAAAAGAAAACAAAAACUAGACCAAUCCACCCUUCGUUUCAAUCUUCUUUCCAAUUUGCAUCAGAGUAUGUUGUUAGAAAUUGUGAAACAUUUUAAAAGAUAAGAACAAAGAAGGGCAGUGUGGGAUUAUAGAAAUUAGAAAGUGAGAAAGAGAGAGAGAGAGAGAGGGAAGAGCCAAAAAGAUUAAGGUUCUCCGCCGCCGGCCGAUCGAAGGAUAGCUUCGAGGCAGGGAUCGUGGUAGGAGAAGUAGGAGAAGCGAUCAUGGCAGUGAUGGAGAGUGGGGAUGGUCUUGAUCUGGGGUUGAAUGGUGGGCCGGUGAACCGAGAGGUGGAGGGAGGGAAGGAACAGCUGGGGUCUGCCCAGCAGCAGCAGCAGCAGCAGCAGCAGCAGAGUGGGGUGGGGGAUCAAGGGAUGGCUGCGGGAGAGGGAUUCAAGAGGGAGAUGAGGGAUCUGGAGGAGCUGCUGUCGAAGCUGAACCCGAUGGCGGAGGAGUUCGUGCCGCCGUCCCUUGCUAAUGGUAACCAUGGACCCGGUCCGGUCGCUGCUGGUGGUGCCGGCGGGGGACAUUUUUAUCCGAGCAAUUUUAGUGCGCCGAAUGGUCAUGUGAAUGGUGUCGUCAAUGGUACUGGUGGACGGAGGAAGAAGAAUGGUUAUGGACAAGGGAAGCGGCGGAUGAAUAAUAGGACAAGCAUGGCGCAGAAAGACGAGGUGAUCAGGAGGACUGUGUAUGUUUCUGACAUCGAUCACCAGGUCACUGAAGAACAGCUUGCAGCUCUAUUCAUCAAUUGCGGAAAUGUUGUUGACUGUCGCAUUUGUGGUGACCCAAAUUCUGUUCUGCGUUUUGCUUUUAUAGAAUUUACAGAUGAAGAAGGUGCAAGGGCUGCUUUAAGUCUGGCAGGAACAAUGCUUGGCUACUACCCUGUAAGGGUGCUCCCUUCAAAGACUGCAAUAGCACCUGUUAACCCAACAUUUUUGCCAAAGUCUGAAGAUGAGCGUGAAAUGUGCACGAGGACUAUCUAUUGUACAAAUAUUGACAAGAAGGUUUCUCAAUCGGAUCUCAAACUCUUCUUCGAGUCAAUAUGCGGAGAGGUUUAUCGCUUGAGGCUUCUUGGAGAUUAUCAUCACUCUACCCGCAUUGCAUUUGUCGAAUUUGCUAUGGCUGACAGUGCAAUAGCUGCUCUGAACUGCAGCGGAGUGGUUCUUGGAUCCUUGCCCAUUAGGGUUAGUCCUUCAAAGACUCCAGUGCGUCCACGCGCCCCUCGUCCACCGUUGCAUUGAAGACUGAAGGUCUGAUAUGAUGGCUGCAGCAUGUUAUAUAUACAUAUACAUGGACAUAAGUUAAUCUCUCUUGCCAUUUCAUCUAGUUCUCUUUUGUACCUAGCUGAGUAUUUAGUUCGUCUAUAGAGGGAACAGAUUCUUCUUUCUUAGCAUGUAGAGUUGGUUGCAAUGUCAGAGGCUCUGAACUUUUUGAAGUUCAAUGCACAUGGUGAAUCUUAUCCCAUAACUAAAUCGGUCUUCACCAAACAACAAUCUUUAAUUAUGCCUGAAUCUAAAGUGUUCAUGUGAUUGUCAUGUUUCA
Molecule: messenger RNA, 1580 nt
Organism: Dioscorea cayenensis subsp. rotundata (Guinea yam)
Lineage: Eukaryota; Viridiplantae; Streptophyta; Magnoliopsida; Dioscoreales; Dioscoreaceae
Product: polyadenylate-binding protein-interacting protein 11-like
Exons: 11
Coding region: 263-1279 (338 amino acids)
Molecular function (GO): RNA binding
Source: RefSeq, a predicted model, not a curated record